Messenger RNA from Trichobilharzia regenti, 5000 nucleotides. The record is from the annotation of a GenBank genome assembly. Lineage: Eukaryota; Metazoa; Platyhelminthes; Trematoda; Strigeidida; Schistosomatidae.
CUGUCAUCAUCCUGUCAACUAAUAUAUGCACGUUAAGAUAAGCGAUAACAUAGGUUAUUCCUGUGAAAAAUUGUCCAUACUUAGUCUGCCCAAUACUGGUUUUGCUCGUGUGUAUAUGGACAUAAAAUGUCCACAUGUGUAUUAUUUGUCCUGAAGAUAUGAUAUGUGCAAAAGAGCACAAAUCCUCCAACUCGGAACAAAAACUGUCUGACUAAAAGAAACCAGUAUAAUACCACCUUACAAUGGCUCAAGCAAUCAAAUUAGACAAUGAAUAUUAUACUUUUUACAAAUUAUUCUGAUUGGUUUAAUAAUUGCAAUAAUUUUUCAUCCUAUAAAAUAAUAAAAAGCAAUAUAUUUUAGACAUAAUAGAAAUAAACAUGUAUUCGGUAUAACAUGCAUAGCACAGUGAUAUUACACUGUAACUUGUUAAAUGGACUGUUAAAUUAUCUCAAAAUAUGAUCACUUUGAACUAGUCGAAAUCAGACUAUAUACAGUAAUUCAGAUUUCAAGAACAAAGUAUUCAAACUUUGACAGUACACUAUAGCAGUUAAGCAGAGACGUGAUAAUGUAUCAUGUUGUACAGAUAUUAUUCAGCUUGCAAUUACCAAUCGCUUUGGCUGUUACGGGGUCUCAUUUCACACUUCCAUUGAAUUCAUCAAAUAACAAGUGUAGUCCUACUUUAUCAAGAACCCCAAGAGACAUCAAAUCUGUCAUAUACAUAGGAGUCAUUUUGAGUGACGGGGAUAAAGAUGUUGAAAAGGCCUUCGAAAAUGGAAUACAAGCAGCUAAUGAAGUUUUGAGCCAAAGUGGAACACUAUCAUCCUACCAGUUGGAACCUAUUAUUCAGUUUGUGCCAAGAGAUAAUGUUUUUAUAGCCACACAACAAGCGUGCAAAAUUCUGGAUCGAGGAAUAAUCGCCCUAUAUGGGCCAAGUUCACCAUCUCUGGCACAGGCUCUAUUGUCACUAGCCAAUCGUUUUGGUCUACCGUAUGUAGAAACACAUUGGAGUUUAGCACCACCAAAAAGUACUUACGCCAUACAUCUACAUCCCAGCAUUGAAAGCUAUGGAAUAGGCUUAUAUGAAUAUUUAACCCAGGUGGAAAAGUGGAAGCGAAUGACGUUGAUCUAUAAUAAACCUGAAAGUUUGCUCAAGUUCACCACCUUAGUGAAUAACUAUGAAGGAACUUUGAAGAUAAAAUCAUGGGAUGAGAAUGCAAGUGGAGCCAGAGCAAUGAUGGCAGAAUUAGGCUCAGGUUCAGAAAAAAACUUUCUUGUAGACAUUCCCAGUUGGCAAGUGAGCAACUUCUUAGUUAUGGCCUAUGUACACAAUAUGACUGGCUAUCAGUACACUUUCAUAUUCACAGACUGGGAUAUUGCAACUUUAGAUUUAACUGCAUUCAAAAUCGAUGUUGGAGCAAGAAUUAAAGCCAUCUCUAUCCUACCAAAAAUUAUGACACUAGAUAUGAACAAAGCUCGACCUUCUGAAAUGUCAAUUUAUCGGAAACCUAUUCAUGAAACUAUAGGUUCAAAAGAUUUGUCAAAUGGGAAUCCUACAAUUCAGUUCAGUUUAAUCUAUGACAGCCUAAUACUUCUAGCCCAUGGUCUCAGUACAGUAACCAGAACACGACCAUUACUGCCUCAAAAAUUGAGCUGUGAACGUCCUCCUGGCUUGUGGCCUCUUGGAUUGAGUCUGAUCAAUGCGGUUAAGUCAGUAGCAUCUGAAACAAUUCGUGGUCUAACAAGUCCAUUCCGUUUCGAUAAACAUGGUCUGAGAACACUAUUUGAUUUGACUACUUUGGAACUUACACAAGGUGGAUUUAAACCAACUGGGGUAUGGAAUAUUGAUGAGAGAAUGAAAGUUGCAAAACAGCCUGCAAUCACAUUACCAAAACAGCUGCCUAAAACCAAAGGUGUAGUACUCAAGGUGACUACAAUACCUGAUGCACCUUUUAUGAUUCCAAUCAAAUUUGAUGCUUAUGACAGACCUCUCGGCACUCCGGAUGCAUGGAUGGGAUACUGUAUUGAUUUGUUGAAUGAAAUUGCCGCAGACGUAGGCUUUAACUAUACAGUGCAUAUAACACCUGACCGUCAGUAUGGUUCUGGUAUAGAUUUUGGAAAUGGAACAGUUUUUUACAAUGGUAUUAUGGGUGAAUUAAUCCGUGAGGAAGCUGAUAUGGCUGUUGCUGGUUUCACAAUAACAUAUGAACGUGAAAAACUUGUCGACUUUAGUACUCCUUGGAUGACAUUGGGUGGAAGUAUUUUAUUUACAAGACCUAAAAGUCAAAAACCUUCAUUAUUUUCAUUUCUUCAACCACUUUCACCUCAGGUUUGGUUAUACGUAAUUGUCACAUAUUUAGCUGUAUGCUUAUGCUUAUUUGUGGCAGCUCGUCUGUCUCCACAUGAAUGGACAGCGCCGCAUCCGUGUGAUGAAAGGGGAGACACCAGAAAAAAUCAGUUCACAUUAUUGAACAGCUUUUAUUAUAAUGUGUCUGCUUUGCUCAACCAAGGUACUGAACUGGCGCCACAUGCUACCUCAACAAGGCUGCUGACGGGAGUAUGGUGGUUUUUCGCUUUGAUUAUUAUCGCCACAUAUACGGCUAAUCUGGCUGCCUUUUUAACUGUUGAAAACAUGAAAUCACCGAUUGAAAGUGCUGAAGACUUAGCCAAUCAAGAAAAGAUUAAAUAUGGCACCUUAAAAAGUGGAUCAAGUCGUGAUUUCUUUCGAACAUCAUCUCUGCCGACAUUUAAGAAGAUGGGUGAAUUCAUGGAUAAAUAUCCAGAUGCAACUGUAUCGACGACAAAAGAAGGCAUUGAUCGUGUUCUUCAAGGUAAUUACGCCUUUAUCUUAGAAUCAACUUGGAAUGAGUACUACGCUCAAAGAGACUGUCGUUUAACUCAAGUUGGCACUCUGCUUGAUUCUAAAGGUUAUGGUAUUGGAUUCCCUCAAGACAUAAUGAACACCUGUACAGAUCUUUGCUGGUAACUUGGUGCCAUGGUCAAGUGAAUACUCAUUUUCUGUCUUGACAUUAUUAUUUGGUGAUACUAACAUGCUUUCCUUUAUACAGCUAUGUGGAUAUUUCAGUGUAAUUUGAUUUAUCUACCACUUAAUGGUAUAAUUAAUCUCAGUUUUACCCAGUUCUACCAUGGUUAGGAGCCAUUAGAAUCCACCUUUUCCCUUCCAUCGGAAUGGAUAAUUAUAUUACCAUUGUGAAGUAUUUACUCAACCAUUAAUUUGGUGAGUUCUAUCAAAUCUGAUAAGAAAUCUGAUAUCUGUAAAAUACGACCUAAAACAAAGAAUAGUAGUAUAAAAUUAUAUGUUUCCACAUAAUUAUGGUCUAAUCAGUGUUUUCAUCAUUCAUCCGGGCUGUGUUUAGAUGCAAAUUAACUUCUGUUGAAAUUUAUUCAAUGCAUUAAAAUGCUUUUACUACAAAUAACCACUGGUCUAAUAAAGUUCAGGAUUACUCUAAUACUAGUGUAACCAUAGUGCUAAUUAAGUUACAUAAUCUAUAAAAUUGAACCAAGUGGAAACUAUGUGUGUUUUGUGGGAUAAACUAUAUUUUAACAGUUCAUUAACUAACACACUUUCGCUCCUGCUUAAUUUAUCGCAUUUUAAAGGUUCACCCUGGAGAGAUCCCGUGUCAAAAUCAAUUUUAAAACUGCAAAAUGCUCAAAUAUUAGCAAACCUGAAGCGUGUAUGGUGGAAUGAUUUAACAUCACAGAACCAUGUUCUUUGCUUCGUGAAUCAGGGAAAGCUCCGAGUCCAUUAGGAGUGGAACAAGUUGGUGGUGUAUUUAUUAUGUUGUUGAUCGGCUUUGUUAUGGGAUUUGCUGUGUCUAUAAUCGAAUUUCUUGUAGCAACAAGAGACCAAAAGAAGGCAGCAGUGUGGCGUGGUAUGUGGAGAGAAUUGAAGUUUGCUACUCGUUGUCUGACUACAUCUCGUCGUCUGAAAUCAGAUAUCCCUCGAUUAUCUCGAUCACGUUCAAGCAAUCGACUUAUCUCUUCUGUACCUAAUAAUCUGAGUGCUAUAAAUAACUCCCCUAAUUCUUCAGGGUGUGCAGAAAACCUUCCUCAAACCAAUAACAUCAAAAUAAUCAAUAACAUUGGUACAAACAGUCAUGUAUCUGGAAUAAAUUCACGAAUGAAACAAGAUACAUCCAGAGAUCACUUGUUGAUGUCUGAAGCCAGACCUUCUUCAUGUGAACAGCAGCUUCAUACAGCACCAUCUGUACAACAACAGGGAGUUCAUCGAUUCGAACAGAGGUCAGCUGCUCUUCAGUGUCCAGGUUCAUUUGAUCAGAGUGAUAUAUCAGCAGGCGUUUCAAGUGAUCCACAAAAUUAUGUCUGUCGCCAACAACAACAUCCAUAUAUUCAGCAACAGCCCCAGCAACUUCAACAACUACAGCAAAUUCCAUAUUUACGCAGUGAAGCAGAGAUGAAACGAGUGGCAAUGUCAUCAGGUAUAAUUCGACCAAAUAUGAAUGGUGACUCUGAAUUGUGGCAAGUUAAUCAAGGGAAGUAAAACGUUGCUUUUGUGCUCAAAAGUUCAUGCUAACACUAACUAGGUGCCCAAAUAUUGAUAUAAUUUUAACAAUUUCUGCUAUUCAUAUAACUUAAACUCUCGAAAAAUGUUCUUUACAGAUUUAAAUACAGUUUUAGUAAAAUUUGCCUUUAAACAACACUUAUUUGUGCUUUCGUAAUGAAAAGUUAAUAACCCAAUAGAAGAAUGUUGUGUUUGUAGUCUAAAGGAGUUAAAUUGGUAUUUAGCACCCAAUUCAGAUGAAUUUCAGGGAAACAAAAUACUUUGUUAUUUGGUGGAUGAUAACUAAAAAUAAGACCCAGGAUGUACAUUUCGUCCUAUCUGAGACUCGACAUCUGGAUAUACCGGCAUUCUUGGUGACUGAUGAUGUUCCAACCAGGACUCAAACCCAGUGCCAUUUGUCAAAUAUAAUUAAUUAGCGGUAAAUACAAAAUUAAAGUGAGCAAAUAAAAGUGAUAAGUUG